Messenger RNA from Penicillium riverlandense, 1752 nucleotides. RefSeq names its product metal-dependent hydrolase family protein. NCBI's taxonomy places the organism in Eukaryota, Fungi, Ascomycota, Eurotiomycetes, Eurotiales, Aspergillaceae. Gene Ontology annotation, molecular function: hydrolase activity, acting on carbon-nitrogen (but not peptide) bonds. The record is from RefSeq and is a predicted model, not a curated record. The coding region runs from base 1 to 1752 and encodes 583 amino acids. The transcript is spliced from 7 exons.
AUGCAAGCGGCGGAAUUGCCAGGAACAGUCCUCACCAAUAAAGCUUCGAAUAACGGUAUCUCCGCCUGGGUGUUCAUGGAUAAAGUUUGUGCAAUCGUAGACAAUGUUGUCAAUGACAAUCCAGACGAGAAGCGGUCCCCCGCAGGUGUCAUAUGCUUGUUGGCGAACUCGAUCGGCGGGAAUGAAGGUGACCGGUUUGACGUUCGGUUCGACCGAGCAUGGUUUUUGGUAUUGGUGGCGGAUGCUGAGCCAGCCCAUCUUGAAAGGGAAUUGUAUAACUACAUUAUGGCGAAUCUUUCAUGGAUGUCUCCAGACUACCCCGUCGACAAAUACAAUGGUCCGCCACGAAAUGUUGCCUAUAUCGAUCAGGUGAACUUCGAUCCCUCCCUUCAGCCAAAACACUACGAAAUUGCUGGCACCGACCCAAACUCGAAGGUCCUCAUACUAGACGUAGAGAUUAUUGAUGCGACAGGUCGUGAACCGUACCGUGGCGACGUGCUCAUCAUUGGCCAGAAGUUUGCUCGAGUAGGGAACGUUCCAAACAAGGAUGCUCUCCUGGCUGAUUCCAAAGUUCGCGUUUUCUAUGGAAAAGGUCGUACUUUGAUGCCCGGUAUGGGGGAUGCUCAUACACACUUCACUUGGAACGGUGGAGAUUUGGAUGCGCUAGGAGAUCUUGGCGUUGAGGAGCAUACUCUCCUUACUGCUAGAAGUGCAGAGUGCUAUCUGGAUUCUGGAUACACAAUGUGCUUUGGGGCAGCCUCGGCGAAAAAGCGUCUCGAUGUUGUCAUUCGAGAUGCAAUUAACGCAGGUGAUAUUCCAGGGCCAAGGUAUCUAGCAAAUGGUAUGGAGAUGGCUCGAAGAGGAGGUGAACUUGUUGGAGGUAUCACUGCUUUUGCAGAUGGCCCUGAAGAAAUGCGAAAAGUAAUCCGAGAACAUGUCGAGAUUGGAGUUGAUCAAAUCAAACUUUCUAUGUCUGGAGAGUCGAUUACCGAGAUUCGAGAUGCGGAAGAUUGUUACUUUACGCCAGAGGAAACAGCUGCAUGUGUCGAUGAAGCGCACAAAUAUAACAAGAGGGUUUGCUCGCAUGCUCGAGCACGAGACUCGGUCAAACAAAGUAUUGACCACGGAGUCGAUGUGAUCUAUCAUGCCUCCUAUAUUGACGAAGAGGGAAUGGAUGCCCUUGAAAGGAACAAGUCUAAGCAUAUUGUUGCACCCGGGAUUAACUGGAUCAUUGCAACCCUCAAAGACGCAGCCAUGUUCGGAUAUUCGACCGAAAAGGCCGAACAAGUGGGUUAUCAAAAAGAACUCGAAACUGCAGAACGGGGCAUGCGGGAAAUGCAUCGGCGAGGAAUUGUCGUUCUACCUGGAGGAGACUAUGGCUUUGCCUGGACACCACAUGGUACCUAUGCCCGUGAUCUCGUCCACUUCGUGGAGCGCUUUGGUUUCACACCCCAUGAGGCCAUCAUCGCGGCAACGUAUGGGGUUGCAAAACUGUUCAUGCGUUCCCACGAGAUGGGCCAGAUUAAAGAAGGCAACUACGCCGACUGUGUUGUGGUGGAUGGGAAGCCCUUGCAGAACAUCGCAAUUUUGCAGGAACAUGACCUGCUCAACAUUAUUAUCAUCAACGGCCGCAUUCAUAAAGCCGGUCGUAAAGAAUAUGUACUUCCAGCCCAGGACGCGACUGGUGUGCACUCGAUGACGAACGAGAUGGCCCGGGUUGGGAUGCGAGGGCAAACCCAGACUGCAUUUUAA